Arachis duranensis is the source of this 738-nucleotide messenger RNA. RefSeq names its product proline-rich receptor-like protein kinase PERK13. The record is from RefSeq and is a predicted model, not a curated record. NCBI's taxonomy places the organism in Eukaryota, Viridiplantae, Streptophyta, Magnoliopsida, Fabales, Fabaceae. Bases 1 to 738 code for a protein of 245 amino acids. The transcript has 2 exons.
AUGGGCCAACUGAGCAAGCAAAUACCUGAGGGGUCCUCAAAUACAUUUCCUGAUGAUAUAGUGGUGAAUCUAAGAGAGGAAUGCAAGGCUAUCACCUUGAUAAGUGGACAAGUAGCAAUACCAACUCCAAAGAAGAGUCCAAGAAGAAUAUUGGCAGUAGUGGAAGAUGAUGAUAAUACUGAGAUAGCAGGUAAUGUACAAGUUGUGAAGCACACCCAAAUAAGCGGUGAGCCCCAGCCCAUGGAAGAGGCCCAUCAAGAGAACAACCUAGCUGAUGUUGUUGCCCAAAAUGAGGACAGUUUUACAGUGCCCCAACAGAUACCAAAUCCAGCACCUUCAUCAUCCCAUGAAGCAAGACAGAUUUCCCAACCUCCUCCAACACCUGUCCAACCAGAUGAACCACCAUCAUCUCAGUCCCAACCUUCUCAGCCACCUGUUGAGUAUGAUCAGCAACCAUCCCAUACUCAUGGGACAGACCCAGUCCCUCCCUCUAAAGCCAAUGUCUCUGAAGCUUCCCAGCCACCUAUUGAGCAUGACCAGCAACCAUUCCACACUGAUGGUUCAGACCAAGUCCCUCCCUCUGAAGCCAAUUUCUCUGAACCUAUUGCACCUGAACAGCUCACCCAAUACAUCCCACAUCCUUAUAGAAAUCCACUUUCACAAUCAAUCCCUGAGUCAGUCCCACCCUCUGACUCCAACAGAACUCCCCAAAAUAAUGAAAUUAUUACAACUCUAUAA